This is a messenger RNA of Aspergillus wentii DTO 134E9, 1319 nucleotides long. Its product is annotated as Yip1 family protein. NCBI's taxonomy places the organism in Eukaryota, Fungi, Ascomycota, Eurotiomycetes, Eurotiales, Aspergillaceae. The transcript is spliced from 4 exons. The coding region runs from base 68 to 937 and encodes 289 amino acids. Gene Ontology annotation, cellular component: Golgi apparatus; membrane. Gene Ontology annotation, biological process: vesicle-mediated transport. The record is from RefSeq and is a predicted model, not a curated record. Gene Ontology annotation, molecular function: small GTPase binding.
CUCCAAUCUCGGUAGCACUCUUAGAGCAGAACCGCUUUGCUAUUAACUAGAACGCAACCAGCCCAAAAUGGCGAACCGGGGCUAUGAUGUCGUCGUAGACGUGGAUGCAGAGGGCGACCUCGGGCAUACCGACCUCCAGGAGGACCUUGAAUUUCACCCCUCCAACUUUGAAAAUGACCAGCGAAGCGCCAAAGUACAGUCUGAUUCUGCGCCUUUCCUCGGCGGAGGACCCUCUCGCGGCCGUGACAGGUCCCCCGGUGGCUCGCCUUCCAAGCUCAACUGGUGGUCUAUCCAUUACUACUCGCAGUUUUUCGAUGUCGACACGAACGAGGUGCUGCGACGCUGUGUCGCGGCGCUAUACCCCCGCAGCAACUUCCUCGACGUGCUCGAGGGCAACGCCGACCUGUACGGACCGUUCUGGAUCGCAACGACGGUGGUGGUCAUCCUGUUCUUGACAGGUACUAUCUCGCAAUGGCUCUCUAACAACGACGACCAACAUUUCGAAUACGACUUUACUCUUCUUUCUGGAGCUGCGGGUUUGAUUUACGGGUAUACGGGCAUCCUGCCCAUCGCACUGUGGGGAGCGCUGCGCUGGUUCGGAAGCUCCACUGCAGACCUCAUCGAAUGCUGGGCAUUGUACGGUUACUCUAAUCUGGUCUGGAUUGCAGUAGCUUUGGUGAGCUGGAGCCCAUUGACAGCGCUCAACUGGGCGCUUGUUGGCGUUGGCUUUGGCUGGACCGUCUUCUUCCUUCUUCGCAAUCUGUACCCAGUUCUGAGUGCCACGGAUGCCAAGGCAAGCAAGAUCCUCUUGGUUCUGGUCAUCUUAUUGCAUGCGGGGUUGGCUAUUGCCAUUAAGAUCCUCUUCUUUGCACACGGAAGCCCUGUUUCCAAGAAAAACAAGGGUGACGAUGGCAAGCCACUAAUGUUCGCAAUGUAAGGAACAGAGGGGGUAAUGAGGAAAUAUUGUGGUUGCUUCUAGCAUUUGGUAGAUUCGUUUGACUGUGCUCCGGCAGCAUAUAGUCACUUUGUUCAGUGUUCUGUUUGACUGUUUCCCAUCCUGUACCUGUAUGUAUCACGGAGAAAAGAAAUGAGGCCUUGGAAUUGAAUUUUACAAUUGUGUUUGAUUGCAACUUCUUCCGAGAGGAGUCAACUAGGAAAAUUUGACUUCGGCUAUAAUGUUUCAUCAUUCCAACGCCUUUUUAAAAGCCUCCCACGCUGCAAUCCAUUGACAGGCCCCCAGCGUCUCUCCAGCAACACAAAAAAACCGUAACAAGAAAGUAAUCGUCUACUUGAGCUUCUUCUUAGGGCGGAGCUGGUUG